Exserohilum turcica Et28A is the source of this 1623-nucleotide messenger RNA. RefSeq lists its product as uncharacterized. Gene Ontology annotation, biological process: carbohydrate metabolic process; UDP-N-acetylglucosamine biosynthetic process. Gene Ontology annotation, molecular function: magnesium ion binding; phosphoacetylglucosamine mutase activity. The transcript has 6 exons. The coding region runs from base 1 to 1623 and encodes 540 amino acids. NCBI's taxonomy places the organism in Eukaryota, Fungi, Ascomycota, Dothideomycetes, Pleosporales, Pleosporaceae. The record is from RefSeq and is a predicted model, not a curated record.
AUGUCUGACGCCAUUGCCGACGCUGCGCAGAAGCACCCCGCGCCUGAGGGGCUGGUGUAUACAUAUGGCACUGCGGGAUUUCGAACAAAAGCCGAUGUCCUCGACUCGGUCUUGACCCGCGUGGGCAUGAUUGCAGCCCUCCGAUCACGAGCACUCAAGGGCAAAUGGAUUGGAGUCAUGAUUACUGCCUCGCACAACCCGCCUCAGGACAAUGGAGUCAAGCUCGUUGAGCCCAUGGGCAACAUGCUGCAGGAAGAUUGGGAGGUCAUCAGUACCGAGAUGGCCAACAAGCUCACGCCCGAGCACGUCUCAAAAUACUAUCACGACAUUGCAACCCAGCACAAGAUUGACCUCAGCACCCCUGCUCGCGUGGUCGUGGCCCGCGAUACAAGGGCAUCUGGGUCGAGGCUACUUGGAUGUCUCGUGGAUGGCCUCAACGGCGCUGGCGCUGAGAUUAAGGACUACGGCUUUUUGACUACACCCCAGUUGCACUACAUGGUCCGAUGCCUCAACACACAGGGCACACCCGACGCUUACGGCGAGCCUACGGAAAAGGGCUACUACGAAAAGUUUGGCGCUGCUUUCAAGACGGCCCUGCGUGGCAAGCAGCCUUCUGGCAGCUUGACUGUCGACUGUGCCAACGGUGUUGGUGGGCCCAAGCUAAACGAGCUCAUCAAGUACCUGCCAUCCAAGGACGAGGGCGGUCUGGAGAUUUCGGUCAUCAACGACAAUGUCAUCAAGCCCGAAAGCUUGAAUGUCGACUGCGGUGCAGACUUUGUCAAGACGAACCAGCGAGCGCCCCCAUCGUCCAAGGCUGGCCCCGGCGACCGAUGCUGCUCGCUCGAUGGCGAUGCCGACCGCGUGGUGUACUACUUCAAGGAUGACAAGAACGUGUUCCGCCUGCUGGAUGGCGACCGCAUUGCUACGCUUGUGGCUUCGUUCCUGGGCGACACGGUGCGCCAGAGUGGGCUUGCCGACAAGGUGACGAUUGGUGUUGUGCAGACGGCGUACGCCAACGGGGCGGCUACAAAGUAUGUCGAGGACACGCUCAAGCUCAAGGUCGACUGCACGCCUACAGGUGUCAAGUACCUGCACCACGCGGCCGAAAAGCUCGACAUUGGCGUCUACUUUGAGGCCAACGGGCACGGCACCGUCAUCUUCUCGGCUGACACGCUGGACACGAUUAGCAAGCACGAGCCGCGCAACCCUGGCGAGAAGGAGGCUCUCGACGUGCUGCGUGCAUGCAUCAACCUGAUCAACCAGUCUGUGGGCGAUGCGCUGUCGGACUUGCUGCUGGUGGAGGUGGUGUUGGCUCACAAGCGCUGGGGGCCGCAAGAGUGGCUGUCAACAUACAGUGACCUGCCGAACCGGCUGCUCAAAGUGAUUGUCAACGACCGCAAGAUCUUCAAGACUACUGACGCGGAACGAAGACUUACGUCACCCGAAGGGCUGCAGGCGCAGAUCGACAAGGAAGUGCAAAAGGUGCGCCAAGGGCGUUCGUUUGCGCGUGCGAGUGGUACCGAGGACGCCGUUCGUGUGUAUGCAGAGGCCGAGACACGGGCCGAAGCCGACGACUUGGCGAGAAAAGUACACGAUCUUGUCAAGGCGGCUGGUGGCGCCUAG